Messenger RNA from Limulus polyphemus (Atlantic horseshoe crab), 1722 nucleotides. RefSeq names its product PIH1 domain-containing protein 2-like. The transcript is spliced from 4 exons. Lineage: Eukaryota; Metazoa; Arthropoda; Merostomata; Xiphosura; Limulidae. Gene Ontology annotation, biological process: rRNA processing; box C/D snoRNP assembly. The record is from RefSeq and is a predicted model, not a curated record. Gene Ontology annotation, cellular component: ribonucleoprotein complex; R2TP complex; cytoplasm. The coding region runs from base 12 to 1076 and encodes 354 amino acids.
UGAACCACAAUAUGGAGCGGAAGAAAACGUCUGAUGUAACUAUGGCACAGAAAAUUUGGAUGAUGUUAGAUAACUUAGUAGAAAAUGAUCCUUUAUUAUAUCGAAAAUGUAUUGAACAUCAACUUAAGCAAGCAAAAUUGCAUAUGGAACCACCUAAGCUGGUUGUGACGUUUAAAAUGGAAUUGCUUUUUGACAGAACAAAAACAGUCUUCAUCAACAUAUUUGAAUGGAUCCGAAUUCCCAAUCCAGAGGGAGAAAAAAGCCUUAUUCCAAUGUUAGGAACAGCCCCUAUGCCGUUGCUGAAGAAAGAAAAAGAAUCGAACAGUCAAGAUGUUUUGGUCAUAGCAGUAGCACUGCAUCCUAAUAAUUUAUAUAGAAUAAAAGUUGAAGAAAAGAAGCAAAAAGAUGUAAUGCAGGCAGUCAGAGACUUCCUAGCUGUUCAAAAUUUAUGUGUAUCACAUCAUUAUACUGUAGUCACACCUGCUGGGGAUAUAGCAGCACAACAAGAGGAACUUUCCAACCAACUUAACCAACUUAUGCAAGACCACAACUCUAAGAAAAAGAGAAACAAUGACAAAAUAACUGUAUUGGAUACUUUUUCUUCUCUUCAAAUUCAUGAAGAAAAGGAACCUUUGAUGACACCCAUAAAAACAGUUAUAAAGAAAAAGUUAAACAAUAAAGACCAAAAACCAAUAAUGAGAAACGGAGUAGGAGAUAUACCUAAGGGAAAUAGAGAAGAUAUAUCACAGGAUUAUGGAGUUGAAGAAAUGCAAAAGGAGAAUGGAGGAGGUGAAUGUGAAGAGAAGAGACAAGUUUGUUGUCCAGAGUAUGAAAUCACAAGGCAGCUGGUGAACAACCAAAUGUAUGUGGUGAUUUGUGUGCAUUUACCUAAAGUUUACAAUUCUCAAAAGAGCAUAUUAAGCAUAUGUCAGGGAAAUUUGACACUGGUGGUCAAAGGUCCAACUUACUACAUGUUUAAUCUACAUGUUGGUGAUGUAACAGAAGAGAAGAUACAAGCCAAGUUUUUCAAAAAAUGUUCUGUCCUCAUGAUAAAAUACCCAGAACAUAAAUUAUGAUGACUGUGAUUCAGGAACUGUUAUGUUAUUCAUGAACUGUGUUAUUAACUUCUAGUCACGAGGAUCCAAUGUUUCAUAUUAUAUACACAUAAAUGGUUUUAUUUAUUACUAAUUUCAUACAAAUGUUAGCUUUAACCUACUAGUUCCAUAAUCUUGUUAGUUCCUAUUUUAUUUUAUACCAUUUUGUUUAAAUCAGAGUUCAUUUUAUAUUAUUUUAAUAAAUGAUUUGUUAAAUGGUUUAGUUGAAUUUGUUUUUUGUUAUGUUCAUGAAAGUGAAUAAGAAACAAAGCACAAGUGAAAGAAAUAACAUAAAUGAGCUUGUUUUUUUUUUAAACUCAUUCCAGACCAAUUUAGUUAUUUCAUACACUACUAUACACAUCUGGCAUUUGUUGAGUAAUUCUUCUCUGUACAGUAGUGCUUUUAUGUUUUUUUCAAAUAUGAACAUAGGUUUUUAGAAUUAUCAGUAAAAAAUACUAGUAAGAAUGUUUGGUGAAGCAAGGACCAACUUUAAUUUGUUUAGUCUAGCUUGAAAAUGAAGAACAGACAUGUUAAAAGCAAAAUGUAUUCAAUAGCAUUAAACUGAGAUCAAUGCUUAUGUCAACUAAAUAUCAAAUUCAGCCCAAAUAGAAGCCAUUUUAUAAUUCUA